Messenger RNA from Marchantia polymorpha subsp. ruderalis, 4987 nucleotides. Lineage: Eukaryota; Viridiplantae; Streptophyta; Marchantiopsida; Marchantiales; Marchantiaceae. The record is from the annotation of a GenBank genome assembly.
UCGGACGGAGAAUGUUCAUCGAGAAGGAGAAGGCGUGAGUAAUGCACCCUAGCUAAGACCCCGGCUUUUCCCGUACUAGCGCCCGCCGUUUUAGGAAUGUUGCCAAUGCUUAUGAAGAUAAUAAACCAGGUGUUUAACGGUCAGCGGUCGAAGAGAAGGAAAAGGAAGGAGGGGCAUGAAAAGCAGUAGUGGUAGGAAACGAGCACACGCUCGGAUUUGUCGUCCUCUGUUUGAGCUUCGGAAUAGCCUUGAGGCCCAGAAAGAGAACAAGCGAGCUUUCUGUGAAAUGCGGCGGGCCUUGGGUUCUUUAUUACCUCAUUUCACCUCAUGUGGAUUGCUUCGCCAGCUAUAGUUGUCGAUGUGGAUGACGCCAAGAACAAGGCAUGGAUGAACUUGUUGGCCGAUUUAGCAAGUGAGCUCAGCUGCCACAACUGGGCGUCUUCUGAAUUUGGUUCCAAAAGGUCUGGUUGGUUUUUAAGAAAAUUUGAACCCGAUGCUUGAAGGUCGAUGAAGCGUCGUAAACGCAGGGCUCGAGUAGGCCUGGAUGGAGCGAUGACAUGUGGAUUGUAACAUCUGGAAUUCAGGAGAAUCGGCCGUAAUUUGUUACAGAAGUAAAUUGUGCUGUACACAUUGAGUCCCACAAUUUAGGUGGUAAAUGCGGACACAUUCUUAGAACUGGAGCAGGAGGUUACUACGGUGGGUAUAGAGUCUUGAGCGGGAGCACUAUCGAGCUUUUUUUUCGCAAGCGAUAGUCAGUGUUUCACUUCCGAGUAGUUGAUCAGGGGUCUGGUGCGUAGUAUGCAGGAGGGUCACCAUCCAAACAUGAUGAUAUUAUCAUACGGAUGUGGAGUUUCAUGAUUAAGAGGUCAACUUGACGGAUUAUACAAGACAUGGGGAUGGAGCAACCGGCUUGGCAGCAGCAGGGGAUGUUGGGAAGCGAUAUGGAGCGUCUGAUGGUGACUAUGCAAGCCGUGGAACAGGCAUGCUCUGGUCUGCAGGAGCCGAAUAACCGGGCUGCCGCUGAGGCAACGUUGCUCGCAUUUCGGAGGUCAUCUCAUCCGGUGCAAGCAUGCCAAUACAUACUGGAGCAUUCACAUUUGGCAACUGCGAGGUUCCAAGCUGCAGCCACAAUGCAGGAAGCUGCUGUUCGAGAGUGGACGUUGCUUUCAGCUGAAGACAAGAACAGCCUGCGCACAUACUGUCUCCACUAUGUAAUGGCACGCGCUGAGGCCGGGGAACCGUUCGUACAGUCCAAAGUCCUCGCAGUAGCUGCAGUUCUGUUGAAAAGGGGAUGGUUGGAUUCCGUGGCGACGGAGAAGGAGUCCUUUUUCAAUGAGGUCAGAGUUGCAGUUUUGGGGACACAUGGACCUGCUGCCCAGAGGUCAGGGAUCGCACUUUUGGAAUCCUUGGUUUCUGAGUUCUCACCCUCUACAGCCAGUGCUAUGGGCCUUCCGGCGGAAUUUCAUGAACAUUGUCGAGCUUCUUUGGAGCUAGACUACCUUCAGCAAUUUUAUUCGUGGGCGCAAGAUGCGGCGGUAUCUUCUGCUGAGAGAGCAUUUCAGGGCGUGGGAACUCCUCUUGAUGUCAACGUUUGCUCAGCAGCUCUGCAUUUGAUGUCUCAAAUUUUGAACUGGGAGUUUCAAGGAACCUUGGUUCGUGGACCUAAUGGGUCUAUUGUUGUGGGCAAAAAUAGAUCCAAUGCAUUUACAUCUUCGAUGGGACGAGAAAGCAUUAAACGACCUGGAGAACACGCCUCUGUUGUCCAGCCAGGGCCUGCUUGGCAUGACACUUUGCUACCUCCCAAUCGCGUCGGUUGGGUUCUGGAGCUUUAUGCGCGGAUUCGACAGGGCGGGUUAGGGGGCAGUGGAUGGAUUGAUUCUCCCUUUGCAGUCAACGCUCGACAGCUAAUUGUUCAACUCUGUUCUUUGAGUGGAAGUAUAUUCCCUGUUGAUGGCAACACCACGCAAGAUCUACAUCUCCAGCGUUUAAUGUCUGGUAUCAGUCCAUGGUUAGACCCACCAGAGCAUAUCGUGCGAGCUAUUAAAUCCGGCACCAGUGAAAGUGAGUUUCUUGAUGGAUGCCGGGCACUAGUAGCUGUUGCCAGUCUCACUUCUCCAUCAGCGUUUGAUCAGCUCUUGAGAGGCGGGCCAAGGCCUGUGGGCACCUUGAACCUUUUGGCCUCGCUUACGUGUGAAAUCAUAAAAGCAAGUGGUGCCCAAAACAAUGAGGAGGAAACGUGGACUGGUGAAGCUCUUGAUAUUUUGCUAGACAGUUGGACUGUUCUUCUGCAACCUGUAGAUUUGAGUAAGAGAAUACCUUUUCCUCCAAACGGUAUCGAUGCCGCAGCAGCUGUGUUUCAUGCCUACGUGGAAACUCAUGUUAAAGCUGCGGCCGCCUCUGCCCAUGAGGAAGGUGACGAUACAGAACAAUUACGGGCUGCAAUAGCAGCUAGGGACGAGCAUCUUAGUGCUAUUGCCCUGGUAGCACGAGCUGCGCCUUCUGCAACCGUUCCCCUGCUAGCAAUGCUUAUUUCAGAGCGUUGCACUUGGCUCCCCCAGUGCACUGGUGGUAGAGUGGAUCCAACGUCUGUAUUGGAGGAGCUCCAUUGGCUACUGCUUAUGUCUGGACACGUGUUAGCAGAUUCAGGGGAUGGAGAAACUCCUUUGGUUCCUGAGUCAUUAUCAGCUUUGAGCCCUGGAACUGCAGAUCCAGUGAAUCAUCCGGCAGUUUUGCUUUCCCAGGCUUCUAUCGAUUUGGCAAGACAAUCACUUGAGACGAGCAUUCGUGAAGUCUUCAGUCCUCGUCUGAUGGAAGCAGUUGUGUGGUUCUUUGGGAGAUGGGUUGAUACGUAUCUUAUGCCAGCAGACGCAGGACGAGGUCCAAAUUCUACACCAUCAAGUAAUGAGGGCGAGCUGCCGGGUCAGAUCGCAAGUAACACCGGACAGUUUGAUGGAAGGAACUCUCUUGUGGUAGCUUUUGGAGAGGAGGGAGGUGGGAAAGCCGUUCUUGAGACCCUCGUGCGAGUAGCUGUUACCGCGUUGACUGCUUGGCCUGGUGAACGCACAUUGCAGGAGAUUGUUUGUUUCCAAUUUCUACCUGCUCUUGUUCGCAGAAGAAAUAUCUGUGCGCAUCUGGUGACGAUGGAAGCUUGGCAGGAGUUAGCACAUGCAUUUGCAUAUCAACAGCCAACUCUGUCAGCGUUAGCAGCUCCUAUUCAGCGCGCACUUUCAGAAGCUCUUUGUAAAUCAGCUGCUGGGAUGAGUAGUGGCGAUGCAACCAAUCAAUAUGUGAAAGAUCUUUUGGGUCCUAUUACUGGAAGUAUUACUGGACUUUCCAAAAGAGAGGACUUUCAAACAUUUGCACAACAACCGGAUGUCAUUCUACAGGUUAGUUGCUUAAUGGAAAGACUGCGAGGAGCAGCAAGAGCUACACUUCCACGAAGCCAGAAAGCAAUAUUUGAAGUCGGAGCUGCCGUUAUGGAACCUUUGUUAAUAUUGCUUCAAACUUACAAGCAUCAGUCAUCUGUUGUGUAUCUUCUUCUCAAGUAUGUGGUGGACUGGGUAGAUGGUCAAGUUGCUUUCCUGGAGGCGAAAGAGACUGCUAUUCUUUUCCAUUUCUGUGUUCGACUCUUGGAAAUAUAUUCUGCACAUAAUAUAGGCAAGGUCUCUGUUAGCAAGUCCAUGAACCUCAUAAGUGAGAGUCAAACAGAAAAGUACAAGGAUCUUCGAGUAUUGCUACAGUUGUUGACCAAUCUAAGCUCAAAGGACCUGAUUGACUUUGCUUGUGACUUGAACGGGGAGGUAGAAAAUCCUGAUGUAGCCCAGGUGGUGUACCUCGGUCUGCAUAUUAUCACUCCUCUAAUGUCAGUGGAUCUCUUAAAGUAUCCCAAGCUAUGCCGUCAGUAUUUCACGCUCCUUGCCCACAUGCUGGAAGUUUAUCCAGAGAAGGUUGCUAAGUUAUCGACGGAGGGAUUUGGACGAAUUGUGGGCACACUGGACUUCGGUCUUCGGCAUCAGGAUGUGGAAGUCGUCAACAUGUCUUUGACAGCUCUUAAUGCAGUCGCCUUCUAUCAUUAUCAUGCAGUCUGCCGGGGUCAAGAAGGACUUGGAGCACACGCUCUAAGCACUCCAGGUCCGGAUGGUGCUCCUAAGGAAGGAGUGCUUGCACAUUUUUUGCGUUCUGUGAUGCAGUUUCUUCUCUUCGAAGAUUACAGCAACGAACUGGUGGAGCCUGCAGCAGAUGCAUUACUGCCUUUGAUUCUGUGUAAUACAGGGUUAUAUCAGAAGCUAGCUCAAGAACUUUUAGAAGGGCAGAAGAAUGCAAUUUUGCAGAGUCGUUUAGCUACGGCUUUUCACGUGUUGCUCAACUCCAACAACGUGUCUUCUUCACUUGAUCGUAAUAACCGACGCAGAUUUAGAGAGAACUUAUAUCUAUUUCUCUCUGACGUGAGAGGCUUCUUACGGACCAGAUGAAGUCGAUAUCAAGCAAAUCAUCGUAUAGUUCAUGUUCCAUAGGCUAUUGGUGUAAUGUUUGCCGACUGAUCAAACAUCCUGUUCACACAGGUGUAGCAUAGUGCUUAGAGCUGACGUGAAGAUUAAUCUACCCAACGACGACAACAUCAUCUUGUUGUGAUAGCUGAAUCUAUUCUAGGCAGAUCCGCCAUGUGAGUUUGUUGGAUCUGAAAAUUUUUAAGACAGUUUUGUUAAGUUUUGAAACGAAGUACAGCGAGAGAGUGCAGGUAAAUCGGAAUUUUUUAGGGUAGUCAUCCAUCACAUGAUUUAGACAGUACACCAUUUUUGUGCACUAAAUUGUAUACCACAGUUCUGACGAGAAUUUUUUGGGGAGGUGGUACAGUAGCCUGACUUACAAAUUGACCUCACGAUCACUUUCAUGAUGUGUCCUGCAGUAUGUUGGCCAGGCUGUAAGCCGAUCCCUUGAUUUCAACAUGGAUUCUGUGUAUUGUUUAGAAGGAUAUAUGCAAUUGCGU